UUAUUAAUGUUGACUAUGGUUAGAAAGAAGAUGAAGAUUUUCAAUUAAAGAAUUUAAAAAAACCUAAAAGAACAGCAACAAAAUAAUAUAAAAGUUACAUCAUCAGUUAUUACGCGUUCCUGAGUUGAUUUACUAGACUAGACUAUCAAGAAAAUGGAUUGUGAACCAAGCAGUAGCAACACAAUUACAGAUAUCGAUUGCAUAUCUAAUCCAGAGACAGAGCCAAAUGAACGAGAAGCACCUAUGAGUGCUGGAGCAAUGAAACUGAAGAGUUGGCUCAAUAAACCACUACGUGUGGAAAUGUCUGACAAACGUAUUUUAGUUGGUAUGUUCUUGUGCACAGAUAGAGACGCAAACAUUAUUCUGGGAUCCUGUUCCGAAUACCUUCCUGAUGGAGAAAAUGCGAGCAAUGAAGAACCUCGCAUGUUAGGUUUAAUUAUGGUGCCUGGAAAACACAUUGUCAAUAUUUCCAUUGAUCUGUGGGAGCGUUUCGUGAAAAGUGAUGAAGAUAUUCAAUAAUUAAUGCAUUUAUUUGUAUUUCAGUGAUUUAAUUUAUUAUGCAUUUUAGGUACAAAUUACA
This is a messenger RNA of Nicrophorus vespilloides, 580 nucleotides long. It is a transcript of the gene Sbat, whose product is annotated as N-alpha-acetyltransferase 38, NatC auxiliary subunit. The coding region runs from base 154 to 519 and encodes 121 amino acids. The transcript has 3 exons. Gene Ontology annotation, molecular function: RNA binding. NCBI's taxonomy places the organism in Eukaryota, Metazoa, Arthropoda, Insecta, Coleoptera, Silphidae. The record is from RefSeq and is a predicted model, not a curated record. Gene Ontology annotation, cellular component: NatC complex.